Molecule: messenger RNA, 918 nt
Organism: Penicillium waksmanii
Lineage: Eukaryota; Fungi; Ascomycota; Eurotiomycetes; Eurotiales; Aspergillaceae
Product: Eisosome component PIL1/LSP1 family protein
Exons: 3
Coding region: 1-918 (305 amino acids)
Biological process (GO): endocytosis; eisosome assembly; negative regulation of protein kinase activity
Cellular component (GO): plasma membrane; eisosome filament
Molecular function (GO): lipid binding
Source: RefSeq, a predicted model, not a curated record
AUGCCGAUGGCAAUGAACCGCGCACUAUCCAUCCGGUCCUCCCGCCGAGACCGCGAGAACACCAGCGGCCGGCACCGCUUCAGCAUCUCGACCUUCCGAGGAAUCCAAGCGCCUGAACUAAGCCGCCGACUAAGCCGACUGAUCAAGAGCGAGAACAAUGCGAUCGGUGCAUACGAAGCCGCCGGCCGUGAGCGCAGUUCCAUCGCCGCCCAACUCUCCGACUGGGGCGAGUCCACCGAAGACGAUGCCGUCUCUGACAUCUCCGACAAGCUGGGCGUCAUGUUGGCCGAGAUCGGCGAGCAGGAAGACCUCUAUGCGCAGAAUCUGGAAGACUCGCGCGGUGUUUUGAAGCAUAUUCGCAAUAUGGAGGCUUCGGUUCAGCCGUCGCGUGAACAGCGUCAGAAGGUCACUGAUGAGAUUUCUAAGCUCAAGUACAAGGAUCCUAAUAGUACUCGUAUCACCACGCUGGAGCAUGAGCUUGUUCGUGCCGAGGCGCAGAAUUUGGUUGCUGAGGCGCAGUUGUCGAAUACCACUCGAUCAAAGCUCAAGGAGGCAUAUGAUAUCCAGUUGGCUGCGACAAUCGAGCGCGCGGAGAAGCAGAUCAUCCUUGCUCGCCACGCCCGUCGACUGCUCAACUACAUCGAUGACAGCCCCGUCGUGCCUGGUGAUACCCGUGCCGGCUACGAGCAUGAAGUCGAAGCACGUCAGGUCCUUGAAGAUGCGGAGACUGAUCUUCGUGCAUGGGAAUCGAGUGUCGAGCCUAUUACUUCUGCGGCCCGUGGUGCCAGUCUGUCGGAGCAAGGAGAGGGCGCCAGCUUGAUCAACGGUGACUCCAUGGUUAAUGAUGUGCCGCCGGCCACGAAGCAGAUGGAGGAACCUCAGUCGGCCAAGUUGGAGGCCGAGCCCGUCCCUUAUUAG